This is a messenger RNA of Lingula anatina, 3221 nucleotides long. Its product is annotated as kinesin-like protein KIF16B. Gene Ontology annotation, biological process: microtubule-based movement. Gene Ontology annotation, molecular function: ATP binding; microtubule motor activity; microtubule binding. The record is from RefSeq and is a predicted model, not a curated record. NCBI's taxonomy places the organism in Eukaryota, Metazoa, Brachiopoda, Lingulata, Lingulida, Lingulidae.
GCCAAGUUUGACAAAAACAUGCCCAGUGAGACGCAGAGUAAAAUUCACUUGGUUGAUUUAGCUGGAAGUGAACGUGCUGAUGCCACAGGUGCUACUGGUCAAAGACUUAAAGAAGGUGCUAGCAUUAACAAGUCUCUAGUGACACUAGGGAAUGUAAUAUCAACUCUUGCUGAUAUGUCAGAAAAGGGUCCCAAGAGCCGCAAUGUGUUUGUGCCAUAUCGAGAUUCUGUAUUAACGUGGUUACUAAAGGAUAGCUUGGGAGGCAAUGCAAAAACUGUUAUGAUAGCUACUAUUUCCCCUUCAAGUGUCAACUAUGGAGAGACCCUCAGUACUCUGAGAUAUGCCAACCGAGCAAAGAACAUCAUCAACAAGCCUACUGUUAAUGAGGAUCCAAAUGUGAGGCUUAUCCGUGAACUGAGGGCUGAAAUUGAAAGGCUGAAGGCAUUGCUAGGAGGAAACAUAGAUAACAUCACUGGGCCCAAAGUUCAAGAAAGACUACAUGAGAGUGAGGCCAGAGUGAAAGUGUUGACAGAGGAAUGGACAGGAAAGUGGAAAGAAGCACAGAAUAUCUUGCAGCAAGACAAUAAUCUGGCCUUAAAAAAAGAAGGGAUGGGGAUUGUCCUGGAUUCCCAGUUGCCUCACCUGAUUGGAAUCGAUGAUGAUCUGCUCAGCACAGGCAUCAUGUUGUACCAUUUGAAGCNCAAUGCAGUGCGUACUACAGCUUCUACCUUGAUGAAUGACACAAGCAGUAGGUCACAUGCAAUAUUCACAGUCAGAUUUCUACAGGCCAAGUUUGACAAAAACAUGCCCAGUGAGACGCAGAGUAAAAUUCACUUGGUUGAUUUAGCUGGAAGUGAACGUGCUGAUGCCACAGGUGCUACUGGUCAAAGACUGAAAGAAGGUGCUAGCAUUAACAAGUCUCUAGUGACGCUAGGGAAUGUAAUAUCAACUCUUGCUGAUAUGUCAGAAAAGGGUCCCAAGAGCCGCAAUGUGUUUGUGCCAUAUCGAGAUUCUGUAUUAACGUGGUUACUAAAGGACAGCUUGGGAGGCAAUGCAAAAACUGUUAUGAUAGCUACUAUUUCCCCUUCAAGCGUCAACUAUGGAGAGACCCUCAGUACUCUGAGAUAUGCCAACCGAGCAAAGAACAUCAUCAACAAGCCUACUGUUAAUGAGGAUCCAAAUGUGAGGCUUAUCCGUGAACUGAGGGCUGAAAUUGAAAGGCUAAAGGCAUUGCUAGGAGGAAACAUAGACAACAUCACUGGGCCCAAAGUUCAAGAAAGACUACACGAGAGUGAGGCCAGAGUGAAAGUGUUGACAGAGGAAUGGACAGGAAAGUGGAAAGAAGCACAGAAUAUCUUGCAGCAAGACAAUAAUCUGGCUUUAAAAAAGGAAGGGAUGGGGAUUGUCUUGGAUUCCCAGUUGCCUCACCUGAUUGGAAUCGAUGAUGAUCUGCUCAGCACGGGCAUCAUGUUGUACCAUUUGAAGGAGGGGAGGACAUCAAUAGGAAGAGCUGAUGCAGAAGUACAGCCAGACAUAGCGCUCUCUGGUCUGGAGGUGGAAAAGGAACACUGUUAUAUUGAUAAUGUGGAUGGCAUUGUCACUUUAAGUCCCAUUGCUGAUGCUAUAUGCACAGUGAAUGGUGUCAGUAUAGAGGAACCAACUAAACUUUACCAAGGUGCUGUCAUUCUGUUGGGUAAGACAAACAUGUUUCGUUUCAACCACCCAAAGGAAGCUGCCAGACUUAGACAAGAGCGGAAAUUACUCAGUCCGGACAUGAAGGGUGGUUUAGGCAAGCAGUGGUCUUCAAGGGUAUCCCUCCUUAGUGCAUCCAUGACUGACCUGUCAAGGGCAAGGUCGACUGACAACCUGUCAAUGUUUUCAGGCUUAGGGAAUGAUUUGGAGCAGAGGCACAAAAAUGAGCUGGUUAACUUGGAGGCCAAGCGACAAGAAAUAGAGGAUUUAGAAGAGAAGUUUCGCCAGCAUGAGGAUGCAAGACAAGCUGAACAAGAGAGCAAGGAGAAUGAGCUGGAAAAGGCAAAGUCAGAGUUAGAGGGCAUGAAGCAGCAUUUGAAACAGUGGAAGGAAGAUGAGAUGAAAGGAGAGUGGCAGAAAUUGGAAGAGGAAAGGGAAUACUUGCAUAGAAAAAUGGACGAAGAGAGAAAAAAAUUAGAAGAAAUGGAGAGGAAUUAUCAUAAAUCUGUGAUGGAGGCAGAACAGGAGCUUAUUGAGGCACUGGAAACAUUUGAGAAAGAAAAACAGCUUCAGCAAGAAACAUUGGAAGAAGAAUGGAAACGAAUUGAAGACAAAGACAGAGAGCAGCAAGAAAAAGUGCGAUAUUUAGAAGAAGAAAUUGCCAGAAAGAGGGAACUUGUACAGAGAGAAAAGGCAGAGGUGAAAUGUCAGGAGAUGGAACUCAAUUUAAUGGAAGAGGAAAGACAUCGUCUGCUCAGCCAAGAGGAAGGUGGUUCCUUCAAUUCUGAAACAGUGGAAACAUGGUCUGAUGAAUAUGCAGCUAUUCAGCAUGCACUAUCAGACCUUGACACAAGAGAAGAAACACUAGAAAAUGACUAUGAGGAGGCGAAGGCAGAACUCCAAUAUGAGCAUAACAAAUUAGAAUCAGAAUUGAAACUAGAAAGGGAUGAUUUAAGAAAAAGUCAAAGAGCGCUUGAUGAAAUGGAAGCAAAAUAUAAAGCUGCUUCAGAAGCAGCAAAUGUUGACAGUGAAGAAGAGAGGCAAGAGGUAGAGCAGCAAUUCAUUGCUUUACAAACAAUGAAGAAAAAUCACAAAGAAAAAGAAAACUGCCUUGAAGAAAAAGAAAAGGAAUACAGCCAAAAGAAAAUAUCCGAGAUGCAGCAGUUACAGGAGUACAAAGACCAGGAGACGAAAAAAAUAACAGAGGACAGGACAGGCCUUAGAGACAGAGGAAAUAAUAUUUUACAAUUAGUGGAGCAGGAAUUAACAUCAAAAAGUAAACUCUUACAGGAACACAAAUUGAAAGUUCUCCAAGAAGAACACAUUUUAUCUGAAUUGGAGAAAAAACAUGAAGGUCUUGUGAAGGUUUCUUUUGAACAAAGGGGGUGUAUUGAUCAAGAGAAGCAAAAAUUGCUCAAUGCACAGAAAGAGGAAGAAAGGCAUGCAGAGGCUCAGGUUGACGAAAAGAGGGAGUCCGUGGAAUCCAGGAAAAGCCAAGGGCAUGAAGUCCUGGAGGGACAGAGAAGCAG